Molecule: messenger RNA, 3591 nt
Organism: Fonsecaea erecta
Lineage: Eukaryota; Fungi; Ascomycota; Eurotiomycetes; Chaetothyriales; Herpotrichiellaceae
Exons: 3
Coding region: 1-3591 (1196 amino acids)
Source: RefSeq, a predicted model, not a curated record
AUGCCUUCCAAGAAGAAAGCCAACACUCAGGUUAAUGCCGCCAAACCGCAGCCGUUGCCCGCGACCACUUCUGCAAAAGAUGCGCCUGCACCAGUCCAACCCCUGCACAACUCGGGGCCUGCAAUGUCGUCAACGCCGUCGUUGAACAGCCAGCCUUCACAUGCGAAGUCAGACGCAGAUUUAAAGACCGGUGAUACCACUGAAUCGGCCGGAGAGCCUGCUCAUGCCACGGCGGUCAAUCGCAAGAAGCAAAAGAGACGGGAAAAAGAGGCUGCGAGACGUGCGGCGGAGAAGACGGACGUGCCGAUACCAAAUGGUCAUGCUCCCACGCCAGAAAGCAAACCGAAUGGACAACUGCCCCCAGUCAAACACGGCCGGGGUCCGGUAAAGGGUUACUUCACUGAAGAGCCCGACUAUCCAGACUCCACCGACCCUACUUACGCCGAUAUUGGGAGCCCGGAAGAAGCUUUUUAUAGUGGCGAUGAGGACCCCAACUACGGAGAGGGGGCGGAGGCAAUGCACGACAGCUCGUGGCUGAAUACCAGCAAGCGGAAGAAAUCCAAAACCACAAACGAGGCCCUAUCGAGAACUUCGACAAUGCUGUCUCGCUCCAACCUCCCACCUCUGUCGAACGCCGCGAUGCGCGCCUCUCAGAAACUUUCAAGCGACCACAUCUGGAAUACUUCGACUCAGGCCGAGCGGGAAAACAUCAAGCAGUUUUGGCUGGAGUUGGGCGAGGAUGAGCGACGAUCGUUGGUCAAGGUCGAGAAGGAAGCCGUCUUGCGCAAAAUGAAGGAACAACAGAAGCACUCUUGCAGUUGCUCCGUAUGUGGACGAAAACGUACUGCUAUCGAGGAGGAAUUGGAGGUGCUCUACGACGCCUACUACGAGGAACUCGAACAGUUUGCCAACCACAACUCGGAUCUUUCCAGCGUUCCUCAGAUGAUGGCCCCUCCCCGUCCUCUAUUCAAACAAAAGAUCCAUGGAUCACAUCGUUCACACCCCGGGCGACUUCCAAUUAACGAGAUCGAAGACGAUGAAGAGGACCUUGAGGACGACGACGAGUACGAUGAUGAAGACGACGAGGGAUAUAGCGACGAUGAGGGGGAGCUUGACGAUCACGGCCUGCGACCGGGGCCGCCCGACUUUUUCCAAUUCGGCAAUAGCCUGACUGUGAAGGAUGGUAUACUCACCGUUGCGGACGACCUGCUAAAGAAUGAUGGCAAACACUUCAUAGACAUGAUGGAGCAAUUGGCGGAGAGACGCAUGCAACGUGAGGAAGAUAUUCGCUACCAUUCCUCGUCAUUAGCUCAUCGAGAUAUUCAUCAAGGUCACAAUCAUCCUCCCAUAGACGAUGAUGAUGAUUAUGACGAUGAGGAAGAUGACGAGGACUACGACUCCCAAGAAGAGGACGAUUUCGAGGGGGACGACAUGGAUUCCAUGACUGAAGAACAGCGCAUGGAAGAAGGUCGACGGAUGUUCCAAAUUUUUGCUGCGCGAAUGUUCGAACAACGUGUCUUGACGGCCUAUCGAGAGAAGGUCGCCGCAGAACGACAGAGAAAGUUACUCGAAGAGCUAGACGAAGAGAGCCGACUCGACUCGCAGCGAGAAGCAAAGAAGGCCCGAGAAGCAGCCAAGCGGAAGGAGAAGAAGCGACUCCAGAAACAAGCGAAAGACGAGGAGAAAGCAAAGAAAGAGGCCGAGAAGGCUGCUCAGGAAGCAGCCGCGCGAGAGUUGGAAGAAAAGCGGCUAGAGGAACAGCGACUACGCCGCGAGGAGCAACGCAAAAAACGUGAGGCUGAAAAGAAGGCUGCAGAAGAGGAAAGACUCCGCAAGGAAGCCGAGAAGCAUCGUAAGCAACUCGAAGCACGCGAGCGACAGGCUGAACAAGAACGUAAGGCAAAGGAGGCCAAGGAGCGAGAACGACAGAGGCGUGAAGAGACGAAAAAGAAAGAACGCGAGGAGCGAGAAGCCAAGGAGAAGGAGGCCAAGGAGCGGAAGGUGAAGGAAGAGCGCGAGAGGAAAGCCAAGGAGGAGCAGUCACGAAAAGAGAAAGAGGUCUCUCUGAAAGUGGAAAGAGACGCCAGAGAGCGUGCUGCCCAUCAACAUCCGACAAAACAACAGCCUGUAGCGCUUCCCCCUGGCCUCCAGCCUCCUUCUCGCGGUCCGACCAUACAAUCUCCACACGUCUCUGUUGCGACACCGGUCAUCCCUCCCAAAGUCCCAACGCCUGUGCGGAAUCGACAGCCUUCGCAACCCGGCCAGCAUUCCCAUGGCUCGUCCCCGCGGUCACAGAAGGCUAGCACCGAGCUGUCCCGAAGCUCUGCUUCUCCAGCAACCGUCGCCAUGCCGCAAACACCAGCCCUUGGUCAGCCGGUGAAAGCACAAGGGCAUCCUCCGACACUUCAUCAUCCGCAGCCUUCUGCUCCGAGGUCGCCAUUAAGCAACCACGGGCGAGGGCAAUAUCCGUUCAAUAUGAAUGGAUUACCGGGUUUAGGAGUGAGUGGUCCGCCACCGAUGGCUGCUCCAGGGAUGAUGCCGACCAUGAUGCCUCCUAUGCACAUGUACCCAGGACCCCCCAUGGGCACCCAGCAGCGUUUCGCCCAGAACGGCAUGCAGUUUCCCCCGGGAUUUCCGAGAACUUUUCAACCAGGUCAACAAAUGCCCUUCUUGCCACAAGCUCCUAAUCAGGCGCCUCCUAUCGUCAAUCAACAGCCAGUGCCCAAGCCCCAGGUUCAUUCUAGACAACCAUCGGCUGAGCAGGCACCGAUAGGCCGACCUGGACUGGGUCCCAUUGCGCGACCGUCGAGUACAACCCCGGACAAGCAGAGACCGCAAAGAAAGACUCCGGACGUCGAUAUUGAUCAUCUGGCUACACAGCUGGGAAGCAAGGCGUUGUUGGAUGAUUCUGAUGCGCCGUUCUUGGAAAACUCAGAUUCUCGCAUGAGCCUUCCACCUGUCGGUCCGCCUGGAUCUGCGCGGAUACCAUUCGCGAGCAGCUUCCCUGACCACAAGCAGGAACCGUUUGGUAUGGGACACCCUGGUUGGGGCGGAUUCAACCCAAGCAUGGCUCCUACUCCCAGCUGGGGGCCCCCAGGCUCGCAACGUCCUAGCCCGGGUUGGGGUCCCCCACCAUUUGGAGCCAUUGGCGCUGGGCCUCAAACAAUCUCAAGGUCCCAUCUCCCACGCCCGAUCGCAGUGAGACUUAUGCUUGUCCAAGCUUGCCGUCAACUGUCACAAAGCCCAGUGGCAAGCGCCGAUGGGUAUCAUCCAGUGCAGAAUGUGCUCCGCCAGCUAGAGACGCUUAAAGCACCAGGCGAACCACCAGUCUCUAUGGACGAGAUGCUUGGAAUUUGCGAUACGGAGGGCAACUCACAGAAUGGCGGCGGAUCCUUUGAGGUUAUCAUUGACAAAAACAGAGGGCAAGUGAUUAAAUUCGUCGAGGAUGCCCCGAGCCAACAACCCAGGGGCAGCGUUGGUGAGAUAGGAAGUCCCUUGUUGGGUCACAGUCAACAUAUCCACCACACGAGUGCCUUGGGUGGCGUCGUCGGCCACCCAAACAGCUUUGGACCUCCCGGGAGGGGUUUCUAG